GCGCAGACAGUCUCAGCUGCUCACAGAUUGUGUCGAUGGGUUUGUUCAUCCACACAGGCGCCGUGUAAACAGCUCCUUGUUGAAAUGGACAUUUUAAGAGAUAAUGAAGCACAGGAGCUGAAAUAUAAACCCGGAGGCCGUUUGGACAUGAGUCACGGUUUUCUGCAUCAUAUUCGGAGGAACCAGAUCGCCAGAGAUGACUAUGAUAGAGAGGUGAAACAAGCCAAAGAGCUUCAGCGGCGCCGACACACUACAAUACCCCGACGCCCGCGGCGCCCAGACAUACAAGUGUACCAUCCUCGCCGACGAUGUGGAUCCGAGCCAGGGGCCGGCGCUGAGGCUGAAGAGUGGAACGAGAGCGGCUCGAGCACAGAGACUGAAACCCAGGGAGCUGAGCUUUUCUGGCUUGACUACCAGGCAGACUCUGGUACCAUUACCUCCUUCCUCGUGCACAAGGAGGACAAACCUGAGAAGGUGGUGGAGCAAGUCGCAGAAAAGAACAUCCUGGAUUUGGACAUGAGGGCAGCUCUGGAAACCCGGAUUCGAAAGGAAAUGGACCAAAGACGGGACAAGUCCUGAUGGAGUCUCAAAA
Thalassophryne amazonica is the source of this 592-nucleotide messenger RNA. It is a transcript of the gene c5h2orf68, whose product is annotated as chromosome 5 C2orf68 homolog. NCBI's taxonomy places the organism in Eukaryota, Metazoa, Chordata, Actinopteri, Batrachoidiformes, Batrachoididae. The record is from RefSeq and is a predicted model, not a curated record. The transcript has 4 exons. Bases 85 to 579 code for a protein of 164 amino acids.